GUUAUCGGGCACGAUCCGGUUUCCGCAGUUUCCAGUUGGGGCGGCUUCUCGCGGUUUAAGAACGAGAGGUGACACAGUGGCUGGAUUUUCCAACCGUGACAUAUGUGCCAUAUCCACCACCCACCGGCGAGAAUAAGUGAAACCGGGCGAAUUGUGCGUGAACUGUUGCGUGAUCCCGUGUUCAGUGUUCAGUGUUUUCCGACGUAAUAGAAAAUCCCCACAAAACAAACCAUCAUGAAGAACAGAAAGCUCGGUAUGGCGAGUGGUGGAAGCGGCGAGAUGGACUUCCUUACGGUCCCAACGAAGAUCACGCCGAUGAAGCAGGUGUUGGCGGAAAUACAAAGCGACGACGAGGAACCCGGACUCGGCUACACACACACGCUGAUGUAUGGUCGCUACACCAAGGACCUAGGAGAAUACGCCAAAGAUGAAGCGCGAAGACUCAGGCUUCUUGAACGACGAAGAAAAAAAAAUGAUAAAGCAAGAAACAAGGAACUGCUGGACGUCCGGGAUAACAAGUGCUUCAAAGCCGCGUCGUGGCUGUGGCGAAACACAUUCGCGCGGCUGGGCGAAGACUGGGUGUUCCUGGCGAUGCUCGGCAUCAUCAUGGCGAUGCUAUCCUACGUGAUGGAUAAGGGCAUCUCGAUGUGCACGAACUCUCGUGUUUGGCUGUACCGUGAUCUCACCAACCACCCGGUGGCGCAAUACCUGGCCUGGGUUUCGCUGCCCGUUUGCCUGAUCCUCUUCUCGGCCGGGUUCGUCCACCUGGUCGCCCCGCAGAGUAUCGGUUCCGGCAUUCCGGAGAUGAAGACUAUCCUGCGCGGUGUCGCGCUGAAGGAAUAUCUCACCUUCAAGACGCUGGUCGCGAAGGUGAUCGGCCUGACCGCAACCCUCGGCAGUGGUAUGCCGCUCGGCAAGGAAGGCCCCUUUGUACAUAUAGCUAGUAUAGUGUCGCAGCUGCUAAGUAAGAUCAUCACAUCAUUCCAAUCGAUCUACGAGAACGAAUCGCGCAACACCGAGAUGUUGGCGGCGGCGUGUGCCGUCGGUGUUGGCGCUUGCUUUGCUGCCCCAAUCGGGGGCGUGUUGUUCAGCAUUGAGGUCACCACGACGUACUUCGCCGUGCGUAACUACUGGCGUGGGUUCUUCGCGGCCGUUUGCGGUGCGACAGUGUUCCGACUGCUAGCCGUAUGGUUCCAGAAAGCGGACACCGUAACGGCGAUGUUUUCGACUAACUUCACGUCGGAUUUUCCCUUCGACCCUCAGGAGCUGUUCGUGUUCGCACUGAUUGGACUCAUUUGCGGCCUAGGAGGUGCGUUGUACGUGUGGGUACAUCGAAAGUACGUCCUGUUCAUGCGCUCCAACAAAAAGAUGAACAAAUUCUUGCAGAAGAACCGCUUCCUGUAUCCUGGCAUUGUGGCGCUGAUUGUGGCCACUCUUUCGUUCCCACUUGGAUUUGGCAAAUAUAUCGCUGGUGAGCUGAGCACUCACGAUCAAGUGCACCAGCUAUUCUCGAACUUCACCUGGACCAAACACGAGCUGACCGUCGAGCAGGCGGCCGUAGUGUCGAACUGGCGCACGUCCGAAACGAACGUGUUCGCGAACCUCAUCAUAUACCUGUUGUACACGUUCUUCCUGUCGAUCAUCGCCUCAACCAUUCCCGUGCCAUCUGGUAUGUUUAUUCCGGUGUUCAAGAUCGGUGCCGCGUUUGGCCGGAUAGUUGGUGAAGCGAUGCACCUCUGGUUCCCGCAUGGCGUACGAUACGGUGGCAUGCUCGCCCCGAUAAUCCCUGGCGGGUAUUCCGUGGUUGGUGCGGCAGCUUUCUCCGGUGCCGUCACACACACGGUCUCCGUCGGUGUGAUCGUGUUCGAGAUGACGGGCCAAAUAACGCAUAUCGUGCCGGUCAUGAUAGCGGCCCUUAUCUCGAACGCUGUAGCCGCACUGCUGCAGCCGUCCAUGUACGACAGCAUUAUCCUGAUCAAGAAGCUGCCGUACCUGCCCGAUCUCCUGCCGUCCGGCUCGGGUAUGUACAACAUCUACGUGGAGGACUUUAUGCUGCGCGAGGUGCGCUACAUCUGGAAGGGCAUCUCGUACCAGCAGCUGAAGGAGAUCCUGAAGGCGAACAAGAGCCUGCGCAGCCUGCCGAUCGUCGACAGCCCCGACAACAAGGUGUUGCUUGGUAGCGUGCAGCGUUACGAGCUGAUCAAGAUGAUCGACAAGCAUAUUGGUCGUGAGAAACGCCUCGAAGUGGCUGCCAAGCUGAUGAAGGAAGCUGAAGAAAAAGCUCGCGAGGAACAGGAGCGCCAGAAGCGCGAAGCGGCCGAAGCUCAGAAGGCACGGCGUCCGUCCCGUUUCGAGGUGGUCCCAGCACCGGACAUCCUGAAGCUCCGGGAGCGUGCCAACAAUGAGAUGCUGCCUCCGCAAGCACGCCGAGAAUCGAACGCCUCCGUUACAGGUACACCGGUGUUUGGAGGCACACAGCCCAAGAAAUCGAUCCUGAAGAAAACGAACUCGUUCACGCUGAAGGGACUCAGUCCGUUGUCUCCGCACAGCCCAGUUCACACGCCUUAUACCACGAUCACGGGCACGGAGAGUCGCAUACGGUCCGCGUUCGACAUCAUCUUCCGUAAGUCAGCCACGCUGCAGGACGUCACACCUGAUCCCGAGAUCGGUUCCAUCGGCACACCGAGCAUCGUCGGAUCGGAAGGUCCGCCUCUCACGCCUGGCAUCUCGAAGAAGGUGCAGUUGCCGCGGGAACGCGUCAUCGACAUGUCCUCCGAGGAUCAGAAGGCCUGGGAGAUGGAAGAAAUGGCGAAAUCGAUCGACGUCGAUCACCUGCACAUCGAUCCAGCUCCGUUCCAGUUAGUCGAGCGAACGUCCAUCCUGAAGGUCCACUCGCUGUUCUCGAUGGUUGGCAUCAAUCACGCGUACGUGACUAACGUUGGUCGGCUGGUCGGUGUGGUAGCUCUUAAGGAGCUUCGCUCUGCGAUUGAGAACGUGAACAGCGGAACUCUAACACCAGAAACAGUCAAAUCAGACAACAAUAAUGGCAUUUCGGCGGACGAACCCUUGCUGCCGAAGCGAUCCGGUGACAUGUACAGCGAUAAAAAAGUAAAUAACACAAUCACCUCGAUGGAUUCGGCACUGUCCAACUCGGACAACUGCUCCGACAUCGAGCUAGAUAAUAUAAACCACGAUCGCAGUGAUAGUACUACCAUUAAUGCCACAACCAAACACACCAACGGUCAUCCCGGCCAACAGCAGUAGCCACUGCUGCAGCUCUAGCUAGUAGUAUUGCCAGUGCCGAGAACUGAUAAAGGGCAGCUGAUGUGGUGCCGAGUUGUGAGACUUGCCGUUGAUGCACCCAAAAAGACACUACGAUCACGACACGUACACACCACGUCACAAAAGUGGGCAAGAUGCUCCGAAGAUCGAUGGCAACUUUUCCGACACCGUACACUACAUGUUCACUGAUAGCACGUGAUGUUUUUGUGUGAGUUGCGGCCUUCAAAAAUGCCGUUAUAAAAUCCCUUAAGGAUGCGUUACGUGCUGAUUAUCCUGGCACCGUAUUGUACUGUAUGU
This is a messenger RNA of Anopheles nili, 3579 nucleotides long. It is a transcript of the gene ClC-a, whose product is annotated as chloride channel protein 2. Bases 235 to 3264 code for a protein of 1009 amino acids. Gene Ontology annotation, molecular function: voltage-gated chloride channel activity. NCBI's taxonomy places the organism in Eukaryota, Metazoa, Arthropoda, Insecta, Diptera, Culicidae. Gene Ontology annotation, biological process: transmembrane transport; chloride transport. Gene Ontology annotation, cellular component: membrane. The transcript has 10 exons. The record is from RefSeq and is a predicted model, not a curated record.